AUGGCUGAUGACGGUAGUGAGUUGAACGGACAAAAUGGUGUUGACCCCCCAGGACUGUUAAAUCAACGGCAGCAGUUGAAUCAGCAGAUUAAUCCCGCACCAGCGGCCCACCAGCAGCAGCAAUUUUUCGCUCCCGUUGUGACUACACACCAGCAACAGCAGCCGUUCAUUCCCGUUUCUGCAGCUCAGCAGCAGCUGUUUACAAACAUUCCGCCCCACCAAUCGCAACCCCAGGUCAGUAAUGAUAUGCUCAUGCAAAUAAUGCAGAUGAUGCAACAGACGAUUGCUCAAAGCCAACAGCAGUUUGCUCAAAGCCAGCUCCAACACCAACAGCUUAUGGCUCAGCUGGUACAGCGGCAGCAACAGUCCGACGAGCAGCAACAACAGUUUUUUCGUACUAUUGCAUCGUCAAUAAACGUGCAAGUACCACCGAACCCGGAACAGAUCCUUGACUCCUUGGCAAGCAAUAUCAAGGAAUUCCGGUACGAGAUCGAGAGUAAUGCCACUUUCGCAGUGUGGUACUCUAGAUACGACGAUCUUUUCGAGAAGGAUGCUGCUAGGCUGGAUGACGAGGCAAAAGUUCGUCUCCUAAUGCGAAAGUUGGGUUUAGCAGAGCAUGAGAGGUACGUAAGCUUCAUUUUACCAAAGUUUCCCAAGCAUUUUAGUUUCGCACAGACAGUUGACAAGCUGAAGAGCCUGUUUGGAGCGAAAGAGUCGGUUAUCAGUCGUCGAUACCGAUGUCUGCAAAUCGCGAAGAAUCCUACUGAGGAUCAUGUGGCGUUCGCGUGUAGGGUAAACAAGGCUUGCGUAGAAUUUGAACUGGGAAAGCUCACGGAAGAACAGUUCAAAUGCUUAGUAUACGUGUGUGGUCUGAAAUCGGAGAAUGACGUCGAGAUUCGUACCCGUCUCCUUACAAAAAUUGAGGACAACAACGACGUUACAUUGGAGCAGCUCUCCGAGGAGUGUCAGCGUCUGUACAACCUCAAACACGACAGUGCGAUGAUUGAGUCUGCAGCACCAUACAACCAAGUGCAAGCGAUACAGAAGUUUGGUGGGAAGCGAUUAGGCGAGCGUGACCGAGAGUCACCACAACUGUCUUCGAGUGCUACCGGAAGGAAGCCAAGUUAUCCUUGUUGGCUUUGCGGUGCAUUACAUUUCGUCCGAGACUGUAGUUACGACAAUCAUAAGUGCUCCGAUUGCGGCCAAGUCGGACAUCGUGAAGGAUACUGCGACAGUGCAAAGUCUCGGAAACCUGGAAGCAGACGUAAGAAGCGAGACGUCUCAGCCAAAGUGGUGGUGGUCGACGUAUGCAGCGUGGAGCAGCGACGCAGAUUUGUAUCUGUUGGCCUAUCUGGAACGGAUAUUCGACUGCAACUUGACACUGCAUCUGACAUCACUGUCAUCAGCAGGGAGAGUUGGCAGAAACUCGGUAGCCCUGCGCUUUUGCCAGCAACAGUCAAAGCGAAGACAGCAUCUGGUAACAUUUUGCCACUCGAUGGGGAAUUCGAGUGUGACGUCACAAUCGGAGAAAGUACACGACGUGAUCUGAUCCGUGUUACCGAGAAACAACUACAUCUACUCGGUUCCGAUUUAGUCGAGAGUUUCAACCUUUGA
Topomyia yanbarensis is the source of this 1614-nucleotide messenger RNA. RefSeq lists its product as uncharacterized. The transcript has a single exon. Bases 1 to 1614 code for a protein of 537 amino acids. The record is from RefSeq and is a predicted model, not a curated record. Lineage: Eukaryota; Metazoa; Arthropoda; Insecta; Diptera; Culicidae.